CAAGAACUAUUGAAACUAUUAGAAAGACAAGACAGCGAUAAGAGAUCGGCGCGGGCACUAAACAGAUUAGAUGCUCCAAGCUCGUUUACGUAAAACGCGAGAAUGCGAGCCUAGGUUGACUUGCAUACAUCUUAUAGCACACGCAAUGGCGCGUGCGCUGCCACGCGAGUUAGAAGGUGUUUGCUGGAUUUGGAUGGGAAGAGAUCAAAAAGUUUCCUUCAUUCGAUCAUCUUACCUCGCAAGCUGAAUUGGUUGAAACCACCAUCAGAUUUCAAAGUACUCUAAUUCAUUCGCCAGAUUAAAUCGAUUGUUGUCGCCAUGAAAACCCACGGAUCCUUCGCAGCCUUGUUGCUCUUGAUUCUCGCCAUCAUGACUUCCCUCACAUCCCUUGCAAGUGCAGGUGAUGAUACACCUGUCACUGUCAAGGUAUAUUUUGACAUCGAGCAUGAUAGCAAGGACAUAGGACGCAUAGUCCUGGGCCUAUUUGGAGGCGUGGUUCCAAAGACUGUUGAAAAUUUCAGAGCUUUGGCUACAGGCGAAAAAGGUUAUGGAUACAAAGGAAGCGCUUUCCAUCGUGUUAUUGAAAAUUUCAUGAUCCAAGGUGGUGACUUUACCAGCGGAGAUGGUCGUGGAGGAAAGAGCAUUUACGGUGAUCGUUUUGCCGAUGAAAACUUCCAACUCAAGCAUGCCGGACCAGGUACCCUGUCCAUGGCUAAUGCAGGAAAAGACACAAACGGAAGUCAAUUCUUCAUUUGCACAGUCAAAACAUCUUGGUUGGAUGGAAGACAUGUCGUUUUCGGCAGAGUGAUUGAAGGAAUGGACAUCGUCACAUACGUUGAAAAAGUACCAAAAGGUCAUGGUGACAAACCUGUUUCGCCCGUUAAGAUCAAGGAUAGCGGUGAACUACCCUUGGCUGCUCAUGAGAUGGAAGCUAUACAACAACCUUCCCUUCCCAAUCUUCCACUUCCCAAGGGUGACGUACCUACUCCCAUCGUAGCAGAAGGCAAGACUGUCACGAUCGAAGAAGCAUUACAAGCAGCAAAAGCCUCAAAGCCAUCUAGCAAAGGAAGUCAAAUCUCGACAGUUUCAUUUCUGUUUGGAUUCUUUGCCGUUUUAUUCAUCAUCUCUUAUCUCAUUCACAAAGCAGGCGGUCCUGGCGCGAUUGAAAUGGCAGUAGACCGAUUCAUCCUACGCAUGACAGGAAGACGUUUACCUGGCUCAGUUGUCGAUCGUAGCGGAGCCUAUUCUGCACUACCACGUUAAUCUCACUUUGUAUUGCUGUUCGUUUCAUAUAAUAGACAUCAUCUUGCAUGCCUGCAACAC
Molecule: messenger RNA, 1323 nt
Organism: Meira miltonrushii
Lineage: Eukaryota; Fungi; Basidiomycota; Exobasidiomycetes; Exobasidiales; Brachybasidiaceae
Exons: 3
Coding region: 319-1263 (314 amino acids)
Biological process (GO): protein peptidyl-prolyl isomerization; protein folding
Cellular component (GO): fungal-type vacuole; endoplasmic reticulum
Molecular function (GO): peptidyl-prolyl cis-trans isomerase activity
Source: RefSeq, a predicted model, not a curated record